GAGUUGCUCAGAUUCCAGGAAUAAAAUCACAUACAAUUUCCACGGAAAAAUAUACAUGAGAAAACAAAGGGGUGUCGUUUUUCUUUACUUCACUUUUUUUUCUUUUUUCUUUUCUUUUUUUUUUUCUGGUUGCUGUCACACUGGCAAGUGAGUCAGAUCCACUUAACGAUUCAUUCUGGUAAAUGUGCAACCCGAACCCCCCCGUGAUUCAUUCACUUUGGUUCGCCCUGACAAGUGCCACAAAAUGCCUCAAGAUUAUAUAAUUUACCUCAAAAACUUGUUUGAAGCUGAAAUUACUCAGUAGUCCGUCUCACUGUUUAUCGUUUCGUUUAGACUGAUAUUUGAUCCACUGAUCAAACAGACGUAACUGCCUGGCAUAGCCUACUUAACUGUAAGCACCUUUUAGUGGCCCACAUUCAAACACACGCAUGCGGUGAGUGUGCACGUAAAAGGGUGGAGCCGGUGCUUUGGAACUUCUUCUUCCUUACCGGAGGGAUCAGACCGUUCCAGGGAAUUACGCAGCAUCAAACCAGCAUCCGACUUGCGUUUUGGCCUCAUUUUGGUUUUAAAGCUUACCAGACGCUCAUUUCCACAUUCUGAUUUAAUUUUUUUGUAUCCUCUAGAAAAACGCGUUUAUUUUAUGUGUAGCCAUGGAACGCACCGCUCUGGCACUGCACCGCUUGCAGCCCUUACCUCGAGCAGCGCGUAAAAGCGAGUGGCUCCGCAGUGCUCUAGCCCACCAUCACUUCCCAGAUCCUGGCGCGGAAAACGAAAUCGUCGUCCUGGCCACGGGAAUAGACCAAUACCUGCAGGAGGUCUUCCACCACCUGGCCUACCCGAACCGGGACGACACUGUAUCUGCGCAGGACUUCACCGCGCUCUGCGCCGUCCUGGGGCUCACCGGAGACAAGAAAGGAAAGAGGACGGUGAAGGGAAACGAAGGAGCAGGGGAAGGCGAAAAGGACUUGGAAGAUGAAGAGUUUAGAGAUGUGUGUUCUGGACUACCCAGUCAGUUGUCUUUCAGAGACUUUCACUCGCGGCUCUGCGGGUAUUUCCGUGUGCGCACUGCGCGUAGAAGCGCCGGGGAGUGCGCGUGGCGCCUGCCCGUUACCGAGGAUACAGAGCUGGUGGAGAGACAGAUCCGGGUCCGGUGGCCGCGGAUGAGGCGGAGAAAGGUUGUGAGUUUUGACCUCACGAGAAACCAGAGUGGACCAGCGAGCCGAUCCAUGAAAGGUCGAACCCCUGAAGGCCGUGAGCCAGAUGAGGUGGAAGCUCUGAGGGAGCUGGUGGAGGACCUCCGCUCAGCGCUGCAGGGGAGUGACGCUCGCUGCCUGGCCCUGGAGGUGGCGCUCCAACGGGAGAGAAGCAGCGCCCUCCCUUAUCCAUCGCACCACAACUCCACCGUUUCAACUCCCACGUCUUCCAUCACCGUCCGACAGGGGAAACUGGUGCCGACGCUCAGGAUUAAAGGGCAGCUGGGCGCCGCCGAUGGAGACGGAGGGAGGAGGGCGGCGAGGAAACGGGACAUUAGAGACCCCCUUCUAAGGGAGCUUAAGAUGAUCCGCACGUCACGUGACGGGCAGCUGGAAGAGGCCAUCAAAUACAACGAGCACCUGGAGGAGGAGUUGCACUGGGCGUACCAGGAGGUGCGCAAGCUGCAGAGGGUGGAGUCUGCGCUGAGGAAGGAGAACGCUCAGAUCAGGAGGCGGGCAGAGGAGGCCAGGGAGGCUCUGAGCUUGGGGCUGCAGAGGGUCCGGCUGAUCCAGGAGCAGGCCCAGUCUGUGCCGCAGCUCCAGUCCAGGAUCACCCAGCUGGAGAGUGAACUGCACCAGUACAGAACCCGCUGCACCUGUGUCCCUGACCCUACAAGUCAGCAAAGUCACCCUGAGGACACCUGUAGCAAAACAGACGCUGAGUGUCUGCAGAGGGCGGUGGAGGGAAGAGCCGCUUCCGAUGAAGAGGAGGAGGACAGGAGAGUAAACGAGGAGGGACAGUGCUGCCUGGCGGAGGUGAAGAGGCGCGACGGCCGACUGCAUGGCUGCAGCAAAGGGUGUCAGAACCACGUGGUCCCUCAUCUUUUCUCCCAGAUUCCUGCGUGUGACAAAAACCUCAUGAGUUCAUCUCAGGACAGCAGGGGGCGCUGCAGCUGCAAGGAGCCGAACCAAGAGCCUCCAAAUGGAAGAAGAAGCUCAGACAAGGAGAAGAGGAAUGAGGAAGAGGAGCACAGGCCGAGGCUGCCGGAGGAAGAAAAGAAACAUCUUUCUCUGUUGGAAGACAAACUCACAGAUUCCCUCACGCUGCUGCUGCAGCUACGAAACAAGAAUGUGUCCCGCAGGGUCUUGGGGAAGAUAGUGAUGGACUCUCUGGACGUGUGCAGUAAGGCUGGAGAGGGUCCACCCCAGAUCUUGCAGAUGGCCGACGCCCUCUGUGUCCACCUGGAGUCCUCCAGCGACCUCCUCAGAGACCGAGGAGAGGACAAAGAGGGAGGAGGAGGAGGGGGAGAGAGUGGUGAAAAGCUCCUGCUGUCAACCUCAGGUCGUCAAACCAGCAGCACCAACCCUCUGCUCAUCUCCUGUUGAACCCCCCCCCCCCCUAGUAUUUAAAGAUUAAUAUAUUUACUAUCAUCUGUCUGUUAGUGUUUCACUUCCUGCCUAUUUAAGCUGAAUUAUUUUUGUAUUGCACCCAAUUGAUCUGUAGUUUUCUUUUAAUUGAAGCCAAUUAAAACAUCAAUUACCGUGAA
Messenger RNA from Mugil cephalus (flathead mullet), 2740 nucleotides. Its product is annotated as EF-hand and coiled-coil domain-containing protein 1. The transcript is spliced from 9 exons. Lineage: Eukaryota; Metazoa; Chordata; Actinopteri; Mugiliformes; Mugilidae. The coding region runs from base 651 to 2579 and encodes 642 amino acids. The record is from RefSeq and is a predicted model, not a curated record.